CGAGAUCACAUCUCCCUCUCCUAGUGAGAUCUCGCGAGUUUUUCCUACUUCUCCAGAACAGUGGCUCAGUAAAGUUUUUUAUGCCGGAUGUCUUAAGAUAUCGCGAGAACUUUACCUCUAUAGUUUCUUACACAUUAUUUAGAAACUCUGGGAUUUAGCGAGAAUAUCUUCUUUCGUGGUGGUCCCCUCAACUUGUUUUUCUGCCUCGGGAGAUAGUUUGUCCUAUAUAUCCCAUGUAUACCAGGCCACUGAAUUAAAACGGAGCGUGUUCGUUCCCCGCCCCGAACUUCUGAGAUGUAACUCUGUUACUUGAUACUUACUUGCCAGAUGCCGAAUUAAACUACGUUUCCCAAGAGCACGCGCAGCCCUAGCCCUUCCUCACCCGCACAGUGUUUAAUUUCAGUGGCCGGAAAAAGACAAUGGUUUCCAUGUCAGCGGAUAAACGCGCUCUCCUUAGCUGCUGGAAGAGAGGGCGGAGGUAGUAGUGAGUGCAUGCAGAGGCACGAGGAAGCUAAGGGAGCUGGUGACCGACAGAGCAAAAGCCAUGCCGCGCCGGGGUCUAGUGGCUGGGCCAGACUUUGAGUAUUUCCAGCGUCGCUAUUUCACGCCGGCAGAGGUUGCCCAACAUAACCAACCCGAAGACCUCUGGGUGUCUUACCUGGGACGCGUGUACGACCUAACGCCACUGGCAGAGGAAUAUAAGGGGAACGUGCUGCUGAAACCCAUCGUGGAAGUUGCAGGUCAGGACAUCAGCCACUGGUUUGAUCCUAAGACCAAAGACAUCCGUAAGCACAUAGAUCCGCUGACCGGCUGCCUGACAUACUGCACCCCACGGGGCCGCUUUGUGCACGUUCCGCCUCUGCUGCCCCGUUCGGACUGGGCCAAUGAUUUCGGGAAGCCCUGGUGGCAGAGGUCUUCUUACGAGGUGGGGCGGCUGUCUGCCAAGACCCGGACCAUCCGCAUCAUUAAUACGCUCACGUCGCAGGAGCACACACUGGAGGUGGGGAUCCUGGAGUCAAUGUGGGAAAUCCUACACCGGUAUCUCCCCUGUAAUGCACAUGCUACCAGCUACACGUGGAAAUAUGAAGGGAAGAACCUGAACAUGGAUCAAACCCUAGAACAGAAUGGGAUCCGGGAUGAGGAGGAAGAAUUUGACUAUCUCAAUAUGGAUGGUUCACUCCACACACCUGCAAUACUGCUGUAUUUCAAUGAUGACCUCACAGAGCUAUAGGAAAGGAAAUGUAUGCUCAUGUAUACUUAAGGCAUAUUUUGAGUAUGGCUUUUUCUGUGCCCUGAGGAAAAGAGGUGGGGGUAGGGGGUGUCUGGACCUAGACCUCCAUUUGCCUCUUUGAACUUGCCUGUGGUUCCCAUGCUCUUCUGAUGUAUAAAGGUCCUAUUCCCCAGCACCAUUACAAUUUUCUCUGAGAAACUUAGGAAGAAUGCUAGAAAUAAAUUAAUUUUUAGGAAUGAUAGAAGAUGAAGUAUCUUGGAUUAGGGAGAUGUAGGAGAGGAUAGUCAGAUAGAGCUCAGGCAGAGCUGUUUGAUAGUAAGAGAAAGAAAAAUUCUACAGGGAUGAAGGGUUGAAGAACCUUUCUGGCAAUGAUGGAAAUGGGAUGGCUGCAGGAAGGGGGGAUUUACAAAGAGAGGAAUAAGAGAUGUCUAUCAUUGACCAUAUAAAACUGGCUUAUUGGGCCAAGCGUGGUGGCUCACGAGGCCUGUAAUCCUAGCACUCUUGGGAGGCUGAGGCGGGAGGAUCACUUGAGG
Messenger RNA from Lemur catta (Ring-tailed lemur), 1764 nucleotides. RefSeq names its product cytochrome b5 domain-containing protein 1. The record is from RefSeq and is a predicted model, not a curated record. The transcript has 4 exons. Lineage: Eukaryota; Metazoa; Chordata; Mammalia; Primates; Lemuridae. Bases 545 to 1231 code for a protein of 228 amino acids.